AUGACAGACUGUGACACUUCGGACAGUGCUGAUGAGACAGGGGCCUUGGGUGUAGUCAGAGUAGGGGUCUGUGGGACUUCACCACACCACUUUGGCAUAACACGUCCAAGACGAUACCCAAUCCAGCAGGGCCGGUAUUCCUGUGUGCUUGCCACGCUGUGCCGGAAUGGCGGUCACAGGAAGCGUGUGCUGUCUCGUGGUAGUUCCAGAGUGGUGUGCAGGCCUUCGACAGUGAGGAUCGCUCCUCCCGGGAGCAACCUGGCUCGUUUUCCAAUAGCAGCGCAGAUCCCUAAGGCCCCAGACCCGUGGUCAAAGGAGGCUGUUCUGCUUGCCCUCGAACGUUGGAAGAGGAAGAAAAGGACAGUGGAGGAGGAGGAAGACCAAAUAUCUGCUGCUGGUCAGGAGGACAAAAGAAGGUGCCAUGACAGCAGUGGGAGUGGCCAUUCAGCUUUUAAGCCCGAGGUGGCCAACGGAGUCCCUGCUGCUUUUGUGCCUGAGCCUGGGCCUCUGAAGAGAGGCCUCAGUUCCCCGAGCUCAGAUGGUGAGCUGCGUAAGAGAACCUGCACCCCUGCUGUGAGCUGCUCGAAGGGCACGUGCACAUGUGGCAUCCGUAUGUCCAGGCGCAAUGCCAUUACCAGUUCCUACACUUCUACUGGAGGCAUCUCUCAGCUCUGGAAGAGGUGUCCCAGUGCCUCACCCUUCUCAGCCCAGCCUCGUCCCUCUCACAGACACGAGAGAGUCCAGAAAAGAAAAUGA
Messenger RNA from Manis pentadactyla (Chinese pangolin), 756 nucleotides. Its product is annotated as nuclear envelope pore membrane protein POM 121-like. Lineage: Eukaryota; Metazoa; Chordata; Mammalia; Pholidota; Manidae. The transcript is spliced from 6 exons. Bases 1 to 756 code for a protein of 251 amino acids. The record is from RefSeq and is a predicted model, not a curated record.